CCAUAUGAAGUGAACAUUUCACGAAAGGAAGGAUGUGAAACAGAAGGGACACAGGUUCCAGUCCCAGCUCUGCCACCGAGUUUGUGUGUCUUUGACCAGAGAACUGACUCUCCAAGGUUCAGUUCCCUCCAACCUCAAAAUGGGUAAGGGAGCUUGAGAGGAUCCCAGGAGAUAUGACAGUCUGCUCUGUGUUCCUGUAUUUCUUCAUCCCGAAUGGUAACAGUCCAAAAAAACCACUGAAGCAGCUGUUGCGUCUGGAGUGCGAGCUGCUGGGGAAUGAGGAAGUGAUUCGGAGACUAGGCUUUUCUGCAGAGCAAAGCCUGAGCAAGAGGGGAGAGUAGUCAGCAAUCAGCACUCUUUCCUCAAGAGAAUCAACCAUCUGAACAACUACUCACACAAGAAGACACUGCCACAAGCGUUAAAGAAAUCAGUUUAGGUUGCAUGUUGGAAUCACCUGUGGUGAAUUCACGAACAAAAAUCACAGUCCAUGGGCACCACCCUGGGCCAGUUGUGACAGGCUUCCAGGGUGGAAUAGCUGUGUGUGAGAGUGAAGAACAGCUUCCGUUUGUAUUUUUCAACAGGCCAGAGUCCACAAAGAAGAAAGAUUAGAGUAAACCUCGCUGAUUGGUCCCUUAUGCCCCAGGAGCGCAUGUUGAGUUCGCAGCGAGCAUUAUAAAAGCUCUGGACUGCAAGUUCACAGGUGUCUCCCUGAGAAGAGAAGGCUGCCAUGGAUCUGGUCACAGUCCUGGUGCUCACUGUCUCCUGUCUGCUUCUCCUCUCACUCUGGAGACAGAACUCGGGGAGAGGGAAGCUCCCCCCUGGCCCCACUCCUCUGCCACUUAUUGGAAACAUCCUGCAGAUAGAUGUGAAGGACAUCAGCAAAUCCUUAAACAAAUUCUCCAAAGUCUAUGGCCCUGUGUUCACUCUGUAUUUUGGCACGAAGCCCUCUGUGGUAUUGCAUGGUUAUGAAGCUGUGAAGGAGGCCCUUGUUAAUCUCGGAGAGGAAUUUUCUGGAAGAGGCAGUUUUCCAGUAUCUGAAAGAAUAAACAGAGGCCUUGGAAUCCUUUUCAGCAAUGGGAUGAAAUGGAGGGAGAUCCGGCGUUUCUCCAUCAUGACCCUGCGGAACUUUGGGAUGGGGAAGAGGAGCAUUGAGGACCGUGUACAGGAGGAAGCACAGUGCCUUGUGGAGGAACUGAGAAAAACCAAAGGAGCACCCUGUGAUCCCACCUUCAUCCUGGGCUGUGCUCCCUGCAAUGUCAUCUGCUCCAUUAUUUUCCAGAAACGCUUUGAUUAUAAAGACCAGAGUUUUCUUAACUUGAUGGAAAAACUUAAUGAAAAUCUCAGACUCAUGAGCACCCCAUGGAUACAGGUCUGCAAUACUUUCCCUGCUAUUAUUGAUUAUUUACCUGGAAGUCAUAACCAAAUACUUAAAAAUUUCUUCUAUAUAAAGAAUUAUGUUUUGGAGAAAGUGAAAGAACAUGAAAAAACACUGGAUAUGGCCAAUCCAAGGGACUUCAUUGAUUGUUUCUUGAUCAAAAUGGAACAGGAAAAGCACAAUCCAAAGUCCGAGUUUACCAUAGAAAGCUUGGUGGCGACUGUAACUGACUUGUUUGGAGCCGGAACAGAAACAACAAGUACCACUCUGAGGUAUGGACUCCUGCUACUGAUGAAGAACCCGGAUGUCACAGCUAAAGUCCAGGAAGAGAUAGACCGUGUGGUUGGCAGAAACAGGAGCCCCUGCAUGCAGGACAGGAGCCACAUGCCCUAUACUGAUGCUGUAGUGCAUGAGAUCCAGAGAUAUAUUGACCUCAUUCCCAUGAACCUGCCUCAUUCAGUGACCUGUGAUGUUAAAUUCAGAAACUACCUCAUCCCCAAGGGUACCACUGUAAUAACAUCAUUGACAUCCGUGCUGUAUGAUGACAAAGAAUUUCCUAAUCCAGAGGAGUUUGACCCUGGUCGCUUUCUGGAUGAGAGUGGCAACUUUAAGAAGAGUGAUUACUUUGUGCCUUUCUCAACAGGAAAGCGGAUGUGUGCAGGAGAAGGCCUGGCUCGCGUGGAGCUCUUUUUGUUCUUCACCGCCAUCUUACAGAAUUUUAACCUGAAGCCUCUGAUUGAUGUAAAGGAUAUUGAUACCACACCAAUUGCCAGUGGAUUUGGUCAUGUUCCCCCUUCGUACCAGGCUCGUUUUAUUCCUGUGUGAAGAGCAGCCUCCUUAUGCUGUCAACCUGCAACUUCUGCAGGGUACUGUUCAUUUCACUCCUGGUUAUAUAGUUGUUUUCUCUCACAUUUCCCCAUUCCCUUGAGAUCCAGUGAAACUCAUUAAGCCGAGUUCUCUGGGUCAAUACACAGUUCAAUGCUUUCUUCUCCUAUAUUACCUGACACUUCCAUGCAAUACUUAUGUAGUGAGCACUAAUAUUCAUGAUGCAGUUACUACUGAUAAUAUGAGUUUUAUUGUAAAACAGUAAAAUCUUUAUGACACUCCAGAGCCAUCUGUCCCCUGCAUGUGCUGAAUAAAAACUAAUUUCUGGGGUGGUUCUCA
Messenger RNA from Arvicola amphibius (Eurasian water vole), 2539 nucleotides. Its product is annotated as cytochrome P450 2C11-like. NCBI's taxonomy places the organism in Eukaryota, Metazoa, Chordata, Mammalia, Rodentia, Cricetidae. Gene Ontology annotation, cellular component: cytoplasm; intracellular membrane-bounded organelle. Gene Ontology annotation, molecular function: oxidoreductase activity, acting on paired donors, with incorporation or reduction of molecular oxygen, reduced flavin or flavoprotein as one donor, and incorporation of one atom of oxygen; heme binding; iron ion binding. The record is from RefSeq and is a predicted model, not a curated record. The transcript has 11 exons. Gene Ontology annotation, biological process: xenobiotic metabolic process. The coding region runs from base 728 to 2200 and encodes 490 amino acids.